This is a messenger RNA of Austrofundulus limnaeus, 1910 nucleotides long. It is a transcript of the gene ints14, whose product is annotated as integrator complex subunit 14. The record is from RefSeq and is a predicted model, not a curated record. Gene Ontology annotation, biological process: snRNA 3'-end processing. The transcript has 11 exons. NCBI's taxonomy places the organism in Eukaryota, Metazoa, Chordata, Actinopteri, Cyprinodontiformes, Rivulidae. Bases 68 to 1606 code for a protein of 512 amino acids. Gene Ontology annotation, cellular component: integrator complex.
AAACUGGGGUCUCUUUGGGGACCGGUAAAUACAUWGUGUCGUAAGUGGACACCAGCGGUGAAGCAUCAUGCCGACAGUGGUGCUAAUGGACGUGUCCCUGUCCAUGACACGGCCGGUGUCUCUGGAUGGCAGCGAGGAGUUUCAGAGGAAGAACCUGGCCGUACAUGGACUCAACAUGUUAUUUGAACACAUGGCCUCCAACUAUCGUUUGGAGUUCACAGCACUGAUGGCCUUUUCCUCCCUCUGGGAGCUACUGGUCCCUUUCAAUAGGGAUUACAAUGCCUUACAGGACGCACUCAGCAACCUGGAAGAUUAUGAUAAGACGUGUAUUGAAUCAGCUCUGCAUGGAGUCAGUAAUGUAGUUCAGCAGGAGUGGGGAAGUGCCUGUCCCUGUCAGGUGGUGCUGGUUACUGACGGAUCUCUCGGUAUUGGAAAAGGUUCCCURCGUCACUCACUCCAAAACCUGAAGCAGCGUGGAGAUGACAAGAAGUUCCCACUUCCUUUUCCCUUCCCCACCAAAAUGUAUAUCAUGUGUAUAGCCAACGCAGAGGAGUUACAGAUGACUGAUGCCAUGGAAAACUUAGAGGAGCUACUUCGUCUGAGUGGGGGGGAUGGGCAGAUCUUCACCGUGGACGGACCCCUUUGCAUGAAGACCGUACAAGCCAUGUUUGGCUCGUUGAUUGAUUAUGCGUACUCCCCCUUCCACGCGGUGCUGCAUUGUGGGAAUUUGUCAUCCGACGUUCAGGUUUUCCCUCGCCCUGAGCCUGUCGUAAUGGAUGAAGAGGUGGAACCCAUUCCCCGGACAGUCAACACAGAUCUUGAAAUUGUGGGUUUCAUUGAAAUUGCGGACAUUUCCAGUCCUCCUGUAAUAUCCAGACACUUGGUCCUUCCUAUUGCUGUAAAUAAAGAUGUGGAUGAAGUUGGCACAGGAACUACAGAUGAGCUCGAGGAGGAACCUUCUGCCAGUCAGAUGGCCGGCAAAAGCCCCAACUUCUGUGUUCUUUUACAUGGAAGUCUGAAGGUUGAGGGGAUGGUGGCGCUGGUUCAGCUGGGGCCAGAGUGGUACGGGAUGUUGUACUCUCAGGCAGACAGUAAGAAGAAGUCCAACCUGAUGAUGUCUCUGUUUGAACCUGGUUCAGAGCCUCUGCCUUGGCUGGGCAAGAUCUCACAUUUAGGACCAAUUUCAGAGGCWGCUGAAAAUCCCUACGGAGAGGAUGACAGCAAAAGUCCCUUUCCUGUGCAGCCACAGGUCAAACGAAGCUACGCCCAGAAUGUCACUGUGUGGAUUAAAGCCAGUGGACUGCAGACUGAUGUCCAGAAGAUCCUGAGGAACGCAAGAAAAUUACCUGAUAAAACUCAGACUUUUUAUAAAGAGCUGAACCGACUGCGGAAAGCUGCUCUGGCUUUUGGUUUCUGGGAGCUCCUGAAGGGAGUGGCUGAACUUCUGGAGAGGGAGUGCACUCUGCUGCCAGACUCGGCCCACCCUGACGCUGCUUUCCAGCUCUCCCAYGCCGCUCAUCAGCUCAAACUAGCCAGCUCCGGCGACUCCCAGUACGCUGCUUUUGAGCACAACAUUCAACCCAUGCAUACAGACUUUUCAAGCUGAUCCAACUCUUGUGAAUGAGUUGUAAAAAAAAAUUGAACUGAUAUGGGACGGUUCAGGUGCAUCCAGAAGGUGGUUUAGARAACCAGUUUCUGGAAAAUGAAGACAUUAGCCUGUGUACAUAUUUUUUACAUUUUUAAUUUUCAUUCCAAGACAUAAAUUGCUCAACAAACUGUAUAAAUCAUCAGAAUAAGAAGAUGAGACUGCACUGUUUUUGAUGAGCCUAACGGCGCAUAUGAUUUGAGCCCAGCAGUUUUUGUAAUUGGUCAAAAAAAAAAGAUUAAAACCAUAAAAUUGUUACAGAUAA